GCAGACAGACAGAUAGUAAAGAGCCGUGGAGCCAUGAGAUGAACCUAGACACGGGACAGACAAGGAGAGAGAGAGAGUGAAAGAUUUGUGCUCUAAUAAUAUCCUCCACUGACAGAUUCGAGAUACAGAGACGCUCUGGGUUAAAUAAGGGAGCACAUCUCUAUUCUGUUAUGAAUUAUCAGAUUGAGGACAACACAAUACCAACACACUGUAAGAAAACAUUGAAUAAAAGGAUUUUGCUCUCUUUUAGUUGCCAAGAUGCCUGAACAAGGGCAAGAGAGGAAAUCCAAGAUCUCAGCCUCAAGAAAGCUUAUGCUAAAGAGUCUGAUGGUGGCCAAAGCCAAGGAGGAGCUGGAUCAGGAGGUGUUGGAUAAAGAGGAGGAGAAGCAGAGGUAUCUGAUGGAGAAAGUUCCUCCUCUGCAGACACAGGGCAUGUCAUUCGCUGAGCUUCAGGAACUUUGUCAAGAGCUUCAUGCUAAGAUUGAUGUGGUGGAUGAGGAGCGCUAUGAUAUUGAAGCCAAAGUCUCACUGAAUAAGCGUGAGGUCAAAGACCUGAACAUUAAGGUUCUGGACCUGAGGGGGAAGUUCAAGCGGCCCUCCCUGAGGAGGGUGAGGGUUUCAGCAGACGCCAUCCUCCGAUCUCUCCUAGGCUCAAAGCACAAAGUCUCAAUGGACCUACGAGCCAACCUCAAAUCUGUGAAGAAAGAGGAUACUGAGAAGAAGAGGCCAGUUGAGGACAGCGACUGGAGGAAGAAUGUGGAGGCCAUGUCUGGUAUGGAAGGAAGAAAGAAGAUGUUUGAUGCGGCAAAAGGCCCCACCCAGUGAAACCUUGUCUAGUAAAGUUAACACUCAAGAUUAUGCAACGUAUUGUUUGGCAACAAAAAAGGAUUAGGUUUAGAGUUACAUACUAAAUAUACCAUUAAAUACCAGAUAUACUGUUAUUUCAGAUGUUGUUGAUAUGACAAUUGUAAUUCAUUGCAACGGCUCAGCAUUGGUGCAAAUCAUUACGCAACUUUCAUGCGGCCAAUAAGUAAAUAAUGACUAGCCUAGUUUAUCUUUUAUUAUGUCAAUAUUCAGUUAUUAGGAAGAGUCAAUGGAAGGGCGUACCAAUGUAUUAUGAGAAUAAACAAAGAGAAAUAUUCGUUGAUGUACAAUACUCAUUAUAUAUGUUUAAUCUUUCCAAAAGGUUCCCAUGCUCAGUUUGGCGUGGUUUUCGGUGAAUUAUUGUUUACGAAAGCUCAUAAUUCUGACUUGCAGUGCUGAAAUUAAACAUAUAAAAUAAAAAGCACAAAAAGCUCAUCCAAAUUGUAUGUAGGUAUGUAAUUGUACUUGCAAAAAAAGUGUAUAAUAACACAGCCAGGAUAGUGUGAUAACGUCUUUUUGCAUGCUAUAUAACAGUAAAGUGCCUGAAGAAUUUAAACAAGUGUGCUGUGUUUCUUUGUUUAGGCUAAUUUGAUGCAAAUGUUUACAUUGCCAUUGAAUCAGAUCGUGCAUAGAUGAUGAGAUAAGAAGCACAUUCAGGAAGUGAAGCGUUAACUAUGGAGGCUGUCAUCUGAAGACAGUGGACUCCAACCCUUAUUUGCAUAAUGGAUAUCUCUGUCUUCCCUGUGUUGGCAUUGGGUGGGGUGUUCAGGCCACUUAUGCAUGCUGUACUUAUUUAACGUUUAACAGUCGAAGUGCAUUGUGACAUUCCUCACUUGGAAUGUUUUUUUCUCUACUUGCAUGAGUGAAUAUAGAGGCAAUUGUAAAUGAAACAAUAUAGCGGAAACAUGCCACCAGAUUUGUCAUUCCAGUGGAGUUGCCUAUUAUUUCCUUUAAGACCAAACCCUUUAGUAUACUGGAUAUUCUACCAUGUCUUUCAUAUCGCUCUGGUCAAAGUCUAGCUGUCUCUUAUAGGUGUGGCACAGGGAAUAAAGCAAACACCUCCAGCCUUUGAGCUUCAAUGGAUUCUGAACUUUAGAGCAAAUACCACUGCGAAUAAUGACA
Molecule: messenger RNA, 1986 nt
Organism: Sinocyclocheilus rhinocerous
Lineage: Eukaryota; Metazoa; Chordata; Actinopteri; Cypriniformes; Cyprinidae
Gene: tnni1a
Product: troponin I type 1a (skeletal, slow)
Exons: 8
Coding region: 259-825 (188 amino acids)
Biological process (GO): skeletal muscle contraction; cardiac muscle contraction
Cellular component (GO): troponin complex
Source: RefSeq, a predicted model, not a curated record